This is a messenger RNA of Petromyzon marinus (sea lamprey), 2890 nucleotides long. RefSeq lists its product as uncharacterized. Lineage: Eukaryota; Metazoa; Chordata; Hyperoartia; Petromyzontiformes; Petromyzontidae. The record is from RefSeq and is a predicted model, not a curated record.
CGCGCGUGGAGAAGCGGGAUUUGAAUCCGGGGUGCUCGCGGGGACUUGCGUGUACACACACGGGUACAGACACGUGUACACAGGUACUCCUUUAAGGCUGAAUCGACCUCGGGAUAUCCGCCACUGUUGGUGGAGUCUGGGAACGGGAAUUGAGCUCGGGUUGAUAGCGCAGUGCGCUAACGACCGCGCCACCGCUCCCCACGUGUACCCACGAAUCCUCCCCCCAGGUCUCCUAAUCCUCAUCCCAAGACCGCGCGCAAAUGGCCUCGCGUCUCCCCCUCCUCUCCAUUUCCCUCCACCACUUCGUCAUCCGGCUCCUCGUCCUCCUCCUCCUCGCAUCUCUCUCACAAUGCGAACGCCACGGUUCCUCGACACCGCCCAGGGAUCCUCCUACCAGCGGUGACCCAUUCAGGGACCCUCAGAGCGAGGUCCCAUCCAGGGAUCCUCCUCCUAGCGGGGUCCCAUCCUCCGAACGGGGGCCUCCGGUCGGAGGAGGGGACCCCCCUCCCAGCGCGGAGCGGAGUGGAGAAGGAAGCGGAGGCGGCCACGGGGCGAUGGCGAGGGUGGCGAUGAUGAUGGAGAUGCAGGCGGAGUCGAAGCCGCGGCUGGGCCUCUGCUGGAGCCGGGCCCUGGCCGAACUGCGCGCGGGCUGCGAGCGGCUGGGCGAGGAGGCCCAGCGGCGCGUGGCCCUCGCGUUCACGCGGUGCCACCUGAGGGCGGCCGGCAGGGCGCUGCCCUCGUGCCCGCAGAGGCCGCGGGACCCCCGCACCUGCACGCGGAGCAUGGAUCCCGUGGCGUUCAGCGCAUACACGGAGUUCUACACGCACGCCCACAGCGUGUGCCACCACCUGCGCGCACAGGCGUGGCGCGACGACGCGGAGUCGCUGCUCUCCGUGCUCGCUCGCGGCUCCUCGCGCUUCUCCCGGCAACUGCGGCGCAGCGCGGAGCUCGGGGAGAGCAUCCUCACCUCGCAGGGAGAGUUCGUGAGGGCGCAGCACAGAGCCGCGCGCAGCGGGGAGAGCCUCAGGAGAGCCCUGGCACAGUCGCAGAAGGGAGUCCGCGUGGCCUUCUCGGAGCUGCGGGGGAGCGCGCUGGAGAGCCGCGCGCUCUUCGCGGAGUCGCUGCGCCGCCUCUCGGCGCUGCACGCGCUCCUCGCCGGCGAUCUGGGGGGCCUCCACGCGGCGCUCCUCUACGCCCUCUGCUGCCCCCUCGCCUGGAUCCUCACCACGGCCACAUCGACCGCCAGAGCCAGGCCGUGGUUGUUCGUGCUCCUCACGGCGCAGCUGCUGCUGGAGCGAGGGGUCACGACCCUCAUCACCUGGGGGGAUCCCCCGGGGCCCAACGUGCAGGACGAGGUGUGGCUGUUCUCGUGGUGGUCUCGCCGCGUGGCGCUCCUCGUCGCGCUGCUCCUCCUCCUCUUCGCUCACCACUCAUUCCGCGACCUCCCGGCGCUCAACCACCGCCUCCUGGUCACCCUCGUCGCGCAGCAGAGACAGCUCACUCACCACCUCCUCGCCGCCCGGCAGAAGCCCCCUGGGAAGGGGAAUGCGGACGCUGGGACCCCCGCGACUGAGCUGAGCAUCCUGACCGGGUCCCCCGACGUUGAGGGCGCUUGCGAGAGCGGAGGAAUGCAGCUCGGCAUAAGACGGGAUUCCUCCCUCCAGCUGUGGGGCCCCACGCGUGGCCCCCGUCCCUUCAGGUCCCCGGGAGGUGUACGGAGAGAGGUGCAAGUGGAAAGGAGGGGCCUCCAUGAUUCCAUCUUCAUCGCAAACAUCUCCAGCUCGGUUCUGCGUUGCCGCCUACGUGAGCGAGGCCCGGGGUCCCUGCCGUCCCCCUGCAUGCUGCACCAUGACGCCCAGCGCAGGGUGCGGCGUGGAGUGUCACCAGAUGGAGCGUUCCCAGGCAGGGUGCAGGAUAUGGAGCCUCCCGCGAGGGCAUCUUCAGGCGGGGCGUUCACAAGGUCUAGGGUGCAGGACCAGUCCUCAGGCAGGGUGCAGGACCAGUCCUCAGGCAGGGUGCAGGACCAGUCCUCAGGUAGGGUGCAGGACCAGUCUUCAGGCAGGGUGCAAGACAAGUCCCCAGGCAGGGUGCAGGACAGGUCCCCAGGCAGGGUGCGGGGCCGGUCCCCAGGCAGGGUGCAGGACAAGUCCCCAGGCAGGGUGCAGGACAAGUCUCCAGGCAGGGUGCAGGACCAGUCCUCAAGUAGGGUGCAGGACCAGUCUUCAGGCAGGGUGCAAGACAAGUCCCCAGGCAGGGUGCAGGACAGGUCCCCAGGCAGGGUGCGGGGCCGGUCCCCAGGCAGGGUGCAGGACAAGUCCUCAGGUAGGGUGCAGGACAAGUCCCCAGGCAGGGUGCAGGACCAGUCCUCAAGUAGGGUGCAGGACCAGUCUUCAGGCAGGGUGCAAGACAAGUCCCCAGGCAGGGUGCAGGACAGGUCCCCAGGCAGGGUGCAGGGCCGGUCCCCAGGCAGGGUGCAGGACAAGUCCCCAGGCAGGGUGCAGGACAAGUCCCCAGGCAGGGUGCAGGGCCGGUCCUCAGGCAGGGUGCAGGGCCGGUCCCCAGGAAGGGUGCAAGACAAGUCCCCAGGCAGGGUGCAGGACAAGUCCCCAGGCAGGGUGCAGGGCCGGGUCUCAGGCAGGGUGCAGGGCAAGUCCCCAGGCAGGGUACAGGGCCGGUCCUCAGGCAGGGUGCAGGGCAGGGCAAGCAAAGGUGAACAGUCCUGAUCGUGACCAACUUGUGUUGAGGGACGGGGAUGAGUAGGGGGGGGGGGGGGCGCAGUGAGAAGGGGAGCCCACAGGGAGGUGGUGGGUGUCCCCUGAGAGGGAGAGCCGUUUUAAUCGCGUUCCUGAUGUCGUAAUAAAGGAGUUUUUCUCAAGAUCAUGGGAAGCCA